AGGCAAAGAUAGAGGCAAAGAUAGAGGGAAGUGUGAGGAAAUCAAGYCGAAGAAAUCAAAGUCCAAACAACUAUCUUCAUCUUCACAGCAAUCAAUUUUCGAAAAUCAAAUCCUUCCUUCUUUUCUUUGGGACUCCAUGGCAUUUUCGCACAAUUGGGAGAAAAGCUACGAAAUCCUCUCUGUUCCCGAAAACACAGAAGACUUCACCAAUGAUAGCAGCGAUGAAAACAAAGGAACCAAACAUAGAUUUUUCGAGGAGAGUUCAACUCGUUGGUACCUCCAAUUUCUUGGGACGAGGUUUGGAUUUUUGGAGGACACCACUGCCUAUCAGUUCCUUCAGUUUUUUUUGACACUGCACCUAGGCUUUGGGAUUCUAUGCCUAGUUGAAAUGGCAGUCCGUGCAGCCGAAGCCCGGAGGAUCGUGGUAGAGCACCAAGCAAUAGCUGCCCUAGAGGACCGGAUAGCUGAGGCGGUCACAAAGGCUUACCGUCGGAGAAAAUUGCUACAAGGUCACCCGGCUGGGUUGUCCUUUUACUCGAUCUGGAAGGCAGCGGAAGCCAUUCCAUCGACGCUAACAACUACACGAACCAUCAAGCGGAAUCCAUAUAUUCCCUCCCUUUCCAUCAUUAGCGAUACGGCAUCAUCUGACUCUACAGCUACUGAAAAUAAUACGGUGCACCGCUGCCAUCAGGUCAUAGAGGAUGAAACAACCAACAUGGAAGGUAAAGAUGAUGACGAAGUUAUCAAUGAGAGAAACAUUCUGCUGUUUCUCCGAGCGACGUUCCGCCUUUGGAUUCCGGUCGGGGUAACUUGUUUCUUUUGGUUUGCCCUCUUGUCCCUGCCAGAGUACUAUCGUGUCGUAAAAGCCUUACUAUUUGACAUAGAAGACUGUGAUGCUUCUAGGCGACUCAAUAUCGAUGGGAACUAUUGCUUUGAUAACGAAAAUAGCACGUGGGUGGGAUAUUCUUUAUGCUACGACGUCCAAAGCCAUCUCUGCUACGGACUAUUAUCAACUUCACAAUCUCCAUUGGCAACAGCACAACUACAUUAUUUUGAGAUUCUGGGAGACGAUUCUUCAUGGGCAACCCUCUGGAUCACAACAGCAAUAUUUCGAUGGACAGAAGCGCUUUCCUCAAUGCAAGACUAUCUCAUGAAAGUGGUGUGGAAGAAAUACCUCUUGGCAGGGGGCAAAGGCCUCAAAAACCGGCCCAAGCUUGUUUUGACACGAGCGCGCCGGGUACUGAAUUUCAUCAAGCUCAUCCGAUUUGCAGGGCCUCUAACACGGAUGACCCUGAAGCUCAAUGACCAGCUGCUGACAGGAUAUUUCCUGUUCCGAAAGGAUCGAUCCUCCAAGUCGUACAGGGCGGAAAAGUUGAGGCAUCCCUCGAUCCUGUUGCGGGACUUGAAGCGCAUCGAGAGCUUUCACAAGAUCGAGACAGCCAUAGCUUCCUGGCCGUCCCAUUGCAGCAUGUUGCUGGAAAGCCUCACCCAGGAAGUGAAGGCACCUUUCUGCAGGGUGUCGUCUGCGGCGGCCAAAAUAUACGCGCAGGACUUUCUAGAACAGAGCCGCCAGCGCGGCCGACAAAUCACGAGAAAAAUCCAUUGGCUCCAGGGCCAAAUCCAAAAGGGCCUGACCGAUUUUUCUUCCCUCGAAGUCUACGACAGCAUCGUGCAAUUGUCCAAGGACAUUAGUCUCGGACACCUUGAUUUUUUCCACGACGAAAGCGACAAAUACGGCGAGCACAAGAGCAAUGGGCAAGAAGAAGACUUUAGUGGCAACAACGGAGGAAGCAGAGCAGCGAAGGAUUCGACAAACCGGCGGCAUCACUCUUCGAAGAUAUCUAGGUGGUACGACUAUCUCCAUCUCGGAAGUUUGCUUUCGUCACGCGAUUGCUUGAUAAGUCCUCGGAGCCGAUUCAGCGUAGUCUGGCGCAUAACAGUUACAAACUGCCUGGUAAGCUUUUUGUUUCCUAAAUUCUGGGUUGAUCUCGAUGUGCUUUAAACUUUUCUCCCCAUGUCUUGAUCGAAUCGAAAUCGACUCUUUUCAACUUUUUCUCAAUCAUGCAUGUUGUGUCAAUUCUUUUACAUCGUAUUGCAUUGCACCGUGAAUUGUGGUAUCCACCAGUUGUUGGAAUUGACGAGACUCUCCAUUUCGUGGUACCUGACCAAAACCUUCCACCUGUCCAUCACACAGGUCAUUAGCCGGUUGUUUGUCGACUGCAGCAACAUCCCCGAAGAGACCAAAAACUUGUUUCGAUUCGUCACGGAUCGCAUCGACGAGUGGCAUGCAGGUUUGGCUCACGCGAUUCCACUCGUUCCCUUCCCGAAAGACAAGCUGGUGAUUCUCUGCGUCCCCACGAGCCAGUCGUCCAGGCUCUUUUUGCUGGCGGGGUCCGCCAUGGAGGUCUUCAUCGACGUCGUCUCCUUUCUGGAUAUUUUCUUUUGGUUCUUCACGGGGGAUCUCGACGGAGAAACGGGCCUGGUGGUGCCAAAGGCCUUUUUUGGGAGGUGCAUCCUACCGGGGACCSUGGUUCAGAUCCUGGACCACCCCACGCUGCCCGAGGUUCUUCCGUCGUUGUUGGGCAGGGCCGCCAGCACGACCAUGUCCAUCGGGUGGAGCCGCGUGAUACGGUGGUUGUGUGCUUUGGUCCCGGCCCUGAAAAUACUCGUGGGCCGACCCCUCUCGGCGUACUUUUUCCGUCACUUCGAGGAGAACACCGACGCCGACAGCAGCAGCGCCAAUGGUGGCGUCGGCGGCGCGGUCAGCGGAGAUUUGCUCAUGAAGUACGCGGAAAGCUUUGGAUAUCUUCCCCAGCGCAAGAGCAGCAGCCUCGUGGUUUCCGGCAGCACGGCUUCGASUGCUGCACAAUUGCGACCGCAACCAGCGAUCGACACGCACCGGGGACCUUGGAACCACGGCAGCGACGAACGAAGCGACGAMRGSAGCACCGAGGCCGUCGCCGACAACGGUGCCAACCACCACCACGAUUCCGCCUUUACUCUUACCGCGUACGACCAAGAGCGGGAAUCCUUCUCGUCGUCGCUUGCGACGAUCCAGGGCAUCCGGACGACGCCACCGGCAUCGCCGGUACGGUCCGUCCUCCGCAGCCCCACCGUGGUUCCGAACGGCGURCRGGCCGGGGGCCAGCUCCCGCGGUCGGCGUCGCCGAAGAGCCCGYCCCUUUCCCCGGGUGCGGCCGUUYGGUUCUCGCGCGUCUUUUCCGUUGCGGGGGAGCCCUGCUUGCACCGGCGCCCGUCCUUUGGCGAYGGGGACGGCGGCGGUGGCUCGGGUUCGGACCACGGCGGUUGCGACGGAGGCAGCGACGACGGUGGCGGCUCGAUGUACGACAUUGGCUUGUCUCUGAGUUCGCACGCCCUGGGCGACAUGCACGACCAUCCGUACGACGAGGACCACUGAGUUGCAGCAAUACAGAGUUGCUUUCGCGAUUGCUCCACCAACGGCAUCGCAGGAUCUUGGUCGUCUUCCAGAACACUGCUUGGAUUGCGGUUGAUCGAGGGUGUGGUGUUCCUCCCCAGUGUGACGCUCGAGGACGCGUGUCAAAGAACAACCGUGAUCGGAUCAGCCCCGGUCUUGUUAUUUUGCCUCUGACGGCGGAUGGUAUGCAUCUCAAGGCCGAUUGUUGAGAUGUGAGUGUGUCCGCGGACGAAGUGUCGCAGAGCAUUGUGCCAUGGGGAAUUCUUUUUGGAUGCAAGCACCAAACAAUACAGAUGACAGCAACCAAUACUGCUGUAUCGAGAUACUCUAAGAAACCGCUACAGCGCGGCCUACGAAGGAUGUGCUACACGCCAUACACCUAGAAAUAGUAUAAAGCCGAUCUUUUUCUACAAGAACCUAAAAGAUACUUACUUUGUACAGCUAUUGGGAAUCUCGGGGAAGGAAAUCAUCAAAAUCCCAUCUCGAACAACCAAAACAUUACUUGGUAGCAUACAGGUACAAACAUAGUUUUUUCCGAUUGGAAUUUCAAUCGUCCUGGUCGAAUUUCUUAGUCGUAGUCGGAGAAGCAUGAGUGUACUCCAUUUUGUACAUACGUACUGUACCAUACGCACUGGUACUUCCACUCCAGUAGAAUCCAAAAACUUGAGAUCACAACAACAUACUUUACUUUGUUGUAGUUGAGACAUUAAACAUAUCAACAUUUC
Messenger RNA from Pseudo-nitzschia multistriata, 4161 nucleotides. The record is from the annotation of a GenBank genome assembly. Lineage: Eukaryota; Bacillariophyta; Bacillariophyceae; Bacillariales; Bacillariaceae.